CUUCAAAGUUCGCCUUCUCAACUUCUUAACUUCCACCACACCCUCGCCACUAUUACCUCCAGCACUCCUAAACACAAAAAAAAGAACAUUCCGCCCAUUAGCAUUUAUCAUGUCGGAACGUAAGGUGCUCUCUAAGUACUACCCUCCAGAUUUCGAUCCUUCUCAAAUCACGCGGUCGAAGAAACCUAAGGAUGCUGGCCCAAAAGUACAAACUGUACGCCUCAUGGCCCCAUUCUCCAUGAAAUGUACAUCUUGCGGCGAAUUUAUCUACAAAGGUCGAAAGUUCAACGCGCGGAAAGAGACCACAGACGAGAAAUACUAUGCCAUUACUAUAUUUCGUUUCUAUAUCCGAUGUACAAGAUGUAGCUCCGAGAUCACAUUCAAAACAGACCCCAAGAACAUGGACUAUACCUGCGAGAAGGGUGCUAAGAGGAACUUCGAGCCUUGGAGAGAGGCUAAACUCAAUGAAGAGACCGAGGAAGAAAGGCUGGACCGUUUAGAGAGGGAAGAAGCCGAAAAAGAUGCUAUGGCAGAGCUGGAAUUGAAGACCAUCGAUGCGAAGACUGAGAUGGCUAUCGCCGAUGCGCUCGACGAGAUUAGGACACGGAACGCGCGACUAGAGAGAGCAGACAAGGAUGGAGAGGCCACGGUACAGCAAGAUCCAGAGAGCGAGAAAUUAGAAGCGCAAGAAAGGGAAGAUGCAGAAAUCGCACGGAGGGCAUUCGAGAAGCGUAUUGAAGAAGAAAUAUCGACCGAGGUCGGUGUCGGCGGAGCACAUUCAUCUACCACCACAGCUCAAGCAGACAGCGCUGCUAUGCCACCGCCACCGCCGCCAACUUUCAAACGCGCUCCGAAGAAGAAGAAAGAUUUCGGGGCCGCAUUGGGCAUCAAGCGCAAACCUGGGUUGGUCUAAGAGUUGAGAUCCUUUAUUUUAUGUAUAUUAGCCAGCGCCUUGUUCAAGAUACCAUUUCCGUUUCAAUGUUCCGACUCCAGAGUAACGGCCUCCGUUAGGAGUAUAGCCAUAAAGGAUACAAUAGAUCAAGCAAUUCCGAGAGAAUCAGACGGUCGACCCAGUCAGUGCAUGGCACCUCCUAUAGGUCAUCACGACCAUCCAGUGUGAAACGGAUGUUGAUAUGGCUACACUAUUUCCACAAAAAAGUAGACCGGCGACCCUUCGGACCGGCUUACAGAAGUACCCGGGCGGAAUAGCAAUUGGCGUAUAUCUCGAUAGCAUUCAAGGCGAACACAACGUUAAGACUUCAAAAGCACCUACCAAUAUUAU
Messenger RNA from Pseudovirgaria hyperparasitica, 1282 nucleotides. Its product is annotated as DUF572-domain-containing protein. Gene Ontology annotation, cellular component: U2-type catalytic step 1 spliceosome. The coding region runs from base 110 to 913 and encodes 267 amino acids. Gene Ontology annotation, biological process: mRNA splicing, via spliceosome. The transcript has a single exon. The record is from RefSeq and is a predicted model, not a curated record. Lineage: Eukaryota; Fungi; Ascomycota; Dothideomycetes; Acrospermales; Acrospermaceae.